This is a messenger RNA of Arvicola amphibius (Eurasian water vole), 582 nucleotides long. Its product is annotated as hepatitis A virus cellular receptor 1 homolog. Gene Ontology annotation, cellular component: cell surface. Lineage: Eukaryota; Metazoa; Chordata; Mammalia; Rodentia; Cricetidae. Gene Ontology annotation, biological process: phagocytosis, engulfment; positive regulation of mast cell activation. The coding region runs from base 1 to 582 and encodes 193 amino acids. The record is from RefSeq and is a predicted model, not a curated record. Gene Ontology annotation, molecular function: phosphatidylserine binding; virus receptor activity. The transcript is spliced from 5 exons.
AUGCAUCCUCAAGCCCUCGUUUCAGGCCUCUUACUCCUCCUCGCAGCGGCUGUGGAUUCUUUCCCAGAAGUGCGUGGAGUGGUGGGCCACUCCGUGACACUGCCAUGUACUUAUCCAGUGUCUGAUGGGAUCUCCUCCAUGUGUUGGGGCCGAGGGAAAUGUGGGGAUACAUGCGGACAAACACUCAUCUGGACGGACGGACACAGAGUCUACUAUCGGACAGACCGUCGCUACCAGCUGAAGGGGCAGCUUCUUCAAGGAGAUGUGUCCUUGACCAUAGAGAAUGCUACUGGGAGGGACAGUGGGCUCUACUGCUGUCGAGUGGAGAUGAAGAGAUGGAAUGCCGUACAGAGACUGACGGCCUCACUGCAAGUUCAGCCGGCUUACACUGAAACUGUGACAUCUCCACACCGCCCUUGGAAUAAACACACUGAAGUGGUACCCACACCACACCCCAUCAUGAUCCCCACUAAGGGCCUCUACAUUGGAAUCUCCGUGUCUGUUGGGCUGUUGCUUCUCACGGGCAUCCUGAUGAUCUUAAAGUGCAGACACACGAGAAAGAAGAGGAAGCCAGAGGUGUAA